AUGCCAGAGGCCCGCGACCAGCGUGGCACCGACGCUCUCGUCAGCCUCUCCGCCUAUGUCGAAGAGCUCAAGGCCCGCAUCAGCGCGCUCGAGGCCAGCAACAGCACGCUCGUCGCCAACAACAGCGCGCUCACGACCAGCAACAGCGCGCUCACCGCCACCAACAGCACGCUUGCAGAGCAGCAGCGCGCUCAUGCUGCCGUCUGCCUCGGCAGCGGAGCGGCAGCACCUUCCAUUGGCGCCAGCUCGCCCGCAGCGGUGUCGAAGAAGCGCAAGGCGGCCGACGACGAUGAUGAUGCGGAAGAAGAUGGCCGCUCUUCGACGCGCGUGUACAGCCCCAUGAUACAAGGCGAAGCACUUUGCUUGCUCUCCCGUAUGGACCAUUUCGAGCGCCUCAUCCGUGCUGCAGGAGUUUCCACGCUUCUACACGCCAGUUACAUGUCAGCCGACGCCGUCGCAGGGUGGCUGGCUUGCGAUCGACUCGCUCGAUGCUACCCUCUGAUCGACCUCAACGAUGUCGAUCCUUCGGAGGAGGCGAUGCGCGCCUCUCUCAAGGCCGGAGACUAUUGGGCCCUGGACUCGGCCAGCAACUUCGACCAGCAUCUAAGCAGCCCGACGCUGAAGUACCGCAAGGACAGAAAGGCGGCCUACAAAAAUUGCUUGGAGUCAGGCGCGCUCGGCAUGACUCCCGAGCAGAUCCCGGUCAUGGAGUACUACGCGCACGAAGACGACCCGGAUGCAGAUGAGCUCUGA
Molecule: messenger RNA, 753 nt
Organism: Tilletiopsis washingtonensis
Lineage: Eukaryota; Fungi; Basidiomycota; Exobasidiomycetes; Entylomatales
Exons: 3
Coding region: 1-753 (250 amino acids)
Source: RefSeq, a predicted model, not a curated record